Messenger RNA from Plutella xylostella (diamondback moth), 1117 nucleotides. RefSeq names its product syntaxin 18 (gene Syx18). The record is from RefSeq and is a predicted model, not a curated record. Gene Ontology annotation, biological process: retrograde vesicle-mediated transport, Golgi to endoplasmic reticulum. Gene Ontology annotation, cellular component: endoplasmic reticulum; SNARE complex. NCBI's taxonomy places the organism in Eukaryota, Metazoa, Arthropoda, Insecta, Lepidoptera, Plutellidae.
UGUCAACGUGUAGAGUCUAGAGUAAAAAAAAUAUUGACUGGUGAAAACCAAGUUUUCUCUAUUUAUUUGUUUUAAAAUUAAGAGAAAAGCCAAAAAAUGGAUAUAACUCCUCUGUUCAAAGCUUGUAUAAAAGCGGUGAAAACUCGUAACAAAGCGUUCGGGAUACAGAGUCCUGCGAGUGAAGAUAAACAGCGAAUUCUUCGACCGAAACCGAAGACUGGAUUCUUGGCAAGCGCAAAAGAGAUUACUUCUCAAAUAACCAGAUUGCGGGACUUCCUGCUGCAGCACAAGGAGGGCUACUUGAGCUUCUUCGACAGUGGACUGGGAAAUGAAAUGACCGAAGCCGAAAGAGACCAGAUAGACACCGGCGCCCAGAGAAUCAUAAACACUUGCUCUCACCUCCUGAAAGAGUUUAGAAAUGACAACCGCAAGGUGGCCGUCUCUCACCAGACGCGUGAGUACAUGGACGGGGUCAUCGACCUCAUAGACAGCUACUUAAAGGCAGUUUGUAAAAUACACAGUGAACUGAAGGCAGUGCGAGUGAAAAGAGCUUUGGAAGUGCGCAAACUUUCAAAACUAGAGCUCCCAAAGACUAAAUCCAACAUUCCAAAUCCUUUCAUUACUAAGGAGACUCUAGAGAGUCCACUGUUAGAAGAAAAUGGUGAAGGUGAAUAUGCUGGCAAUAAUAGUCUCCAAGACCAGCCAGAUACUGUGAAGAAUAAACUAGACUUUACUGAGAAUGAUGUGGCGGUGAUGUCUGACGCUGAGCUGAGUGCCGAAGAGCUGCAGAUGUUUGAGUCUGAGAACAGCCAGCUGCUCAAUGACCUCAACAGCAUGACGGAGGAGGUCAAACAAAUAGAGAGCAAAGUACUCCACAUUGCUGAGUUACAGGAAAUAUUUACUGAAAAGAUCUUACAACAAGAGCAAGACAUAGACCGGAUAGCAAACACCGUGGUGGGCGCCACGGAGAAUGUGAAGGAUGCUAAUGACCAGAUCAAGCAAGCCAUACAGAGGAAUGCGGGCAUGAGGGUCUACAUCCUAUUCUUCCUGCUAGUUAUGUCAUUCACCUUGCUUUUCCUUGACUGGUACAAUGAAUAAAUUAUAAAUGUAAUAUGUG